AUGGGAUUAAGAUUGGUGCAACCAGCUAAUACAAAUCAACAAACGAUACCUUUAGAAGAGAUAUCAUCAUCAUCAACAGAGCAGCCAAUUUCGCAAAGUAGAUUGUCGACUACUGCACAACCUCAUGUUCACUUCUCACCUAUUUCCCCUACUUCCUCUACCACCCCUUCAUCACAUAGAAAUACCUUCACUGGGCUUGGUUUAAACGAAGAUGAAUGGGCAUUAACAGGGAUACCUGAAGAAUUAAGAAGCGUAAACGAAUCGUUUGAUAGAAGUUCUGCUAAUAAUACUGAAGCUAAUUCGAUGCGAACAGAUUGGAAAAGAGAGCUAUUUUUAUUAUUAGAAGAUCCGUCUUCAAGUAAUGCAGCAUUUAUGGUUCAUGUAUUUGUAUCCUUUUCAAUUGUUUUGAGUGCUGUAUUGACAACCAUUGAGACAAUACCAACUUAUAGAUCUACUGCCAGCUCAGUAUGGUUUAAUUUCGAGACUACAAUAGUAGCAGUAUUGAUUUGUUUUCAUCAAUUAUCAACAAUUCGAAAAUCUCCGAUUUUCUGGGUUGAAUUAGCUCCCCUUGCUAUUAUCGAUUUCAUUGCAAUAAUUCCAUAUUAUAUCGAAUUGGGAUUCCAUCAUGACACGACGUAUGAUUUUCGAUUUACCAUCCUUCGAUUAUUUCGUCUUCUACGUGUAUUUAAAGCAUUCAAAUAUUCUUCAACCAUAAUUAUGACAAUUGAGGUUAUGAUAGUAGCAGUUAAAAGAAGCAUGGAUGCUUUAGGAGCACUGUUUUUCUUUAUGAUUACAAGUAUAGUGUUAUUUUCAACUUUGAUAUAUUUUGCUGAAAGAGGAACAUGGGAUCAAGAUAAACAAGUAUUUGUUGAUAGUAAAGGUUAUCCAAGUAUUCCUUCAGCCUUUUGGUUUGUAAUGGUUACUAUUACUACCACGGGAUACGGUGAUAUGGUUCCUACAACAUUUGUUGGAAAAUUAAUAGCAUUUCCUGCUAUGAUGUGUGGUAUACUGCUCAUUGCUUUACCAUCAAUUAUUGUUGGAAGACAUUUUACAAUAGUUUGGGAGGCAAUGAGACAAUAUCGUAGAUCAACAGCUAACGCGAGAGAAAAUUCCAACAAUCCCGAUACUAAUAGCGAAGAUGAUAAUGAAGAUCAAAGAUAUCCAAUUGGGACUGAAAUGAGAGAAAGCUUUGAAAGUACGCAAUCCUUUGCAUCCCAUGUAAAUCGUGGAUCCUCCUCAAUGAAUAAUGAGAUAGUAAAUAAUCAAGAUAUACUAUUACAACAAGUGAAACUUUUGAUGAAAAUAUCUCAACAAAAUCAAAUUGUUCUUGAAAAAAUUCAGAAAACACUUGAGCAAAAUGGAAUCAAUUACAAUCCAACUGAAGAUAAACUUAAAAUCAUAAUACCUGGAAAAAGUUCAACAAAUUCUGAAUCUUCAUGA
Entrophospora sp. SA101 is the source of this 1440-nucleotide messenger RNA. The record is from the annotation of a GenBank genome assembly. NCBI's taxonomy places the organism in Eukaryota, Fungi, Glomeromycota, Glomeromycetes, Entrophosporales, Entrophosporaceae.